This is a messenger RNA of Racocetra fulgida, 742 nucleotides long. Lineage: Eukaryota; Fungi; Glomeromycota; Glomeromycetes; Diversisporales; Gigasporaceae. The record is from the annotation of a GenBank genome assembly.
AUGUCUGCGUCUAAAUUUCUAGACAUUAAAACGGUUAUUAUUUAUACUGGAAAUGUAAUGAAACAAGCAAAUAUUAACACCUUCAAAAACGAGCUUCAAUGUUGCCUUGAAAAUACCUUAAAAAACGUACAUUCUUCGUUUCAUAUUGAUCAAGAACGCAGAAUUUUAGAAAUACCUAGCCCGUAUGAUCCGAGCUAUAAACUUAAAGAACGUAAUGAUUUUGAGAUAACAGCAAAAUUAUUUUAUCUCCCUUCAUCAUCUACCUCAUCUGAUAAUCCUUUUGCCCCCCCUCCAUCUUACAUUUCUCAAUCCCUUCACCAUCUCUUUUGUUUGCUUGGUAUUACCUAUGUAGAUAGUUUUAUUGUUUAUUUUAAUGGUUUAUUAUUUGACGAUCAAGAUCAAGACGACUCUAAUUUAGUAAUGAAUGAUUUUGAAGCAUUGGUUGAAGCUUGGAAAGAAUUGGAAUUUCAUUAUAGAAAUGAUAGAAUUAAAAAAUUGGGCGUGAGCGAAUUUACAAAAAAUAGAUUUGAGAGAUUUAUAGAUGUUGUGGAGGUUCCACCGAAAAUUGAUCAAAUAAACGUUAAAGGUUGUUGUGAUUUGCCACGCCAAAUGAUUGGUUAUGCGAAAGAGCAUGAUAUAGAACUACUAACUCAUAGAGAUCCUACUGAUAUUCUACCAUCAACAACAUUUCAAAAAGUAUUAAAAGAUACAAAGUUUCCUAUUACUUCAGAAUUGUUACCAC